Messenger RNA from Cetraspora pellucida, 1425 nucleotides. NCBI's taxonomy places the organism in Eukaryota, Fungi, Glomeromycota, Glomeromycetes, Diversisporales, Gigasporaceae. The record is from the annotation of a GenBank genome assembly.
AUGUCAACUAAAGAAACUCUCGAGAUUAGCCCUAACGAACCUGCAAGUGAUAACGAAGCAACACAACCGACUGAAGACCAGUAUUAUGGUCGUAGUACGAGUGACAAGUUGGACUAUGCAAAAUCACUACUUGGUGACGUGGCUGUAAUUGGUGAAGUAGUUAAGCCUUAUGCGCCUUUAAUCAGCUCACUUACUGAUUCAAUCAGAAGAAUUUAUAAUUCUUAUGAUUACGCACAAUAUAAUAAAAGAAUUAGCAAUGUCUUACUUGAUCGAGUUGAUUGCGUUGGUGCUCCUAUAAAGGCUUUGAAAAGACGAAAAGACAAAAUUGAAUCGAAUUUCCUUAACCAAAAUUAUUACAAUGCUUUAAUUCGUCUUCUUGCUGUCUUGAAGAAAACUCAACAAUUCAUCACUGAUGUGUCAUCUCUAUGGAGCUUACGUAAAUUUCCUACAACAAAAAGUAUCAAAGAACGGUUUGAUCGCAUUUCAAAAGAAUUCGAUGAUGUUAUUAUGGACUUAAAUCUUGAAGUACCUCAAGAUAGAGAGUUACAAAAGAAAAAAGAUGCUCAAGCUCUACAAGCAGAUAUUACAAUAUUAAAUGAGUUCCUUGAAAAAAUCGGGAGUCCUGUAACUACUUCAAAGAAGCAGAUUAGUCCUAUUUUUGAAGAAAUAAUAUUGAUUAAAUCUCAUAUAAAUGAAAAUAAUGGAAACAAUGAAAUUAAAAUAACACAAAUACCACCCGUUGAACUGAUCAACAACACUCGUCCCAAGGCUAAUGAUCAAUACGGAAAUGUUUUAAAAAGAUUAUGGCAGACUUCAGGGAAACUUGUCGCUUGUAAACGAUUUGAUACUCAACAAACUCAGAAAUUUCAAGAACAACUUAUUACCGAAAAUUUGGAGCCUAAGAUAUCAAAUUUUAGAUUGUGUCGACCAAUACACGACGAUAAAGAAUUUAGAAAUGUAUCUGAUCCUCCUGAACAUUGGAUGGCUCCUGAACAAUUUCGAAAUGAUAAAAAAGUAGGAUAUUAUACAUAUAAAUGUGAUGUGUUCAGUUUUGGUAUGUUAUUAUGGGAAUUUGCAUUUGAGAGACUUUCAUACAAAGAAUGGAGUGAAGAAAAAAUAGCAAGGCAUGUUUUGGCUGGAAAUAGAGAAAGAAUUGAUCAAUAUUUGACUGGCUCCCAGCAAGAAUUUACUAAAAUUAUUCGUGCUGCAUGGCAAGAUGAUCCAGCGCUCCGUCCAGGGCUGUACAAGAUGUUUUUGAAGCUAGAGGCAUUACGUGUUGAAAAUCCAAAGGAUAAAUCAAUUACCACAUUGAAUCCCAAAAAAUAUGAUGAUAAUGAUGAAGUCAUUAAUGUUUUUACUGAAGAUGAAACUCAGAUUACUGAUGUGAAUGAACCUGAAUGCAUAGAUAUUAUUGAUGAACUUUAA